Molecule: messenger RNA, 1665 nt
Organism: Hirsutella rhossiliensis
Lineage: Eukaryota; Fungi; Ascomycota; Sordariomycetes; Hypocreales; Ophiocordycipitaceae
Product: serine threonine protein kinase
Exons: 6
Coding region: 1-1665 (554 amino acids)
Source: RefSeq, a predicted model, not a curated record
AUGGACGAGAUCGAAGAGCUGCGACAAAGGCUCCGAGAGGCGGAGAGUCGUGCCCAAGAGGAGCAACGCCGACGCGAAGUCGAGCAACGCCGACGCGAAGUAGCCGAAGAACUUUCUGAGGCGUCACAGCCGCAGAUCCUUCAGAACUAUCUUGAAGCCUGUCACUCGCUGAACCUGGCAAUUCAGGUAUUGGAAUACGUAAAGUCGUUGCUCAAGCCAAUUAGUAGUGAGCUUGGGCUGCGGGACUUUGAGCGUGAGGUCGUCGAGAACGCGGUGCAGAAGCUGGUUAAUAGCGCAUAUAUGGAUCCGCUGCUGCGGCGCAAACUCGGUCUGCAGGGAACUAUAACGUUCGAAAGCCAUACGAAUCUCGGCACCGCUGACGACGACCUUAUCCCUGAGCCUCUGGAACAUAUGAGUCUUGGCAGUGGCGGCUCUGGUGCCGUGGCGUCGGCCUCUGCCCUACAGCCCGCGGCUCCUAAGUUCUGUAUAUACAGGACUUCGGACGGCCAGAAUAUCCCCGCUCUCGCUAUCGAAUACAAAGCGCCACACAAACUAAGCGUCGACGAGGUCGUCACGGGCCUCGAGUCGGAAAUUCGGCCGGAACGUGACGUGAUUAACCAGGACGGCCAGGGCUUUGCUUUCACGGCCAAAGCACUCGCCGCCGCCGUUGUCACCCAACUCUUCUCCUACAUGAUCGGCAAGGGCAUCCAGUACGGCUACGUGUGCACGGGGCAGGCCUUCGUCUUCCUCCAUAUCCCGGACGAACCUUCUAAUGUCUACUUUUCGAUAUGCGUACCGAAUCUAGACGUUAUGGAUGAUGAUGAGACGAGGCUCCAUCGCACGGCCGUCGCGCAAGUUUUUGCCUUCAUUCUCCAGGCUCUCCGCGCGAGGCCACCGCCCGAGUCAUGGCAUGAUGAAGCUGAGAGGCUUGAUACCUGGGCUGUCGAGUACGACGAUGUUCUGAGGAAAAUCCCCGCGACGGAGCGUAGACGCAAAGAACCCCGCGUCUCUCCCUAUAAGCCCCAGCGUUGGAAGGGUUUCAAGCGAUCGCCAAUCCAGACCCGCUCUCGCUGCCAGCGAGUAGACGUUGAAGUUAGACGUCUAGAGGACGACGACGAAGACCCUCCUUCUCCGACUCCUAAUUCAGCUCGCACUGCCAAGAAAGCGGCGCCACAGCCAGAUAUACAGAACCGGCCGUUCUGCACUCAACACUGUCUCCUCGGAUUAGCGUAUGGCGGACCUACGGAUGAGAGCUGCCCUAACGCAAACCAUCAUGGGCAAGGACACAUCAAACGAGUCGAGUUUCUCCGACUCAUCCGAGGUCAGCUUGCCAUAGACCGCGGCUAUGAUGCGGACUGUGCGCCGCUCCAUCGGUCUGGAGCGCGCGGAUCACUCUUUAAGGUGCGGCUGUCAUCCUACGGUUAUACACUUGUCGCCAAGGGUGUGGAGAGUCUCGACCAUGGCUGCCUGCAACACGAAAACGAGGUGUACGACCGACUCCGGCCCAUUCAGGGGAAACACGUACCCGCCGUCAAACCGGGCAUCGACGACGCCAUCAUCACAAUGCUCAAGGCAGUGCACGAAUUCCGCGUUCUUCACCGUGACGCUGAACCACGCAACAUUCUGUAUAAUACUAAUAGCGCCUUUCAGCUCAAUGAUUCCUAA